Messenger RNA from Penicillium paradoxum, 2052 nucleotides. RefSeq names its product exocyst subunit EXO84. The transcript is spliced from 3 exons. The record is from RefSeq and is a predicted model, not a curated record. Gene Ontology annotation, cellular component: exocyst. NCBI's taxonomy places the organism in Eukaryota, Fungi, Ascomycota, Eurotiomycetes, Eurotiales, Aspergillaceae. Gene Ontology annotation, biological process: intracellular protein localization; Golgi to plasma membrane transport; exocytosis. The coding region runs from base 1 to 2052 and encodes 683 amino acids.
AUGGAAGGCCGAGGUUUGACUCUGAGGAGCAAGUCUCGUCGGCAGCGCCCUCAGAUCAGCGCCCCAAAACCCAUCUCCGGUCCUCUACCGCCCAAUACCAGGUCUCCCGAUUCAGGUCCGGCCGCUAUCCCCACCCGUGAGCGGGCGCCCCAGAACGACGCGACCUCGGAUUUGGUGAAACGUCGAUACUCGAGUCGAUUCAAUACUGCACCAGAGUUUGACCUCAAUGCUCCCCCUGUUCCGGCACUUCCCACUCAGCUGCCUGGAGGACUGGGCAGCUUAGCACCAACAGCGGUUCCGAGGCAACCGUCCCCAGCAGACCCCAACUCACCGGCACCGAAAGUUGACCUCAACGUCCUUCGAGAUCCAAGUCUUCCGGUUGAUAGAUAUGUGGCCACUCUUCUCGCCAAUGCAUCCGAGGAAGAUAUCCGAAAGUACCAAGAAAGCUUGCGCAAAGUGAAAAAUCGAACCUCUACUGAUCUACAGCAAAAUGUCUACCAAAACCGCACCCAGUUUAUCAAAAUCAGUAAAGAGGCGGAGAAACUCAAAGACGAAAUGCGGACCCUACGUACCCUCAUGGCAGAACUGACAACGGCGCUUGGACAAACCAGCGUGGGAAAUACACCCAAUCCUAUGUCACCGAUGGAGGAAUCUUUCCCAAAACGCAAUGCAAACCGCAGCUCAGUUGCCAACUUAGAGAGCAUGUGGAGCAUACAGCUACAGACGUUGUGGAAAACAGUAGAAGGCUCACAAAAAUGGCUCCCAGCUGCACCUGGACGACACAUUGUGUUGGAGACUGGUAAUUGGGUUGAGCUGGACUCAGCCACCUGGAAACCGAGACGGCCCGUUCACAUUGUGUUGCUGAACGAUUACCUCCUCGUGGCUGCCAAGAAGCGUAAACGGGUCGAUCAAAGCCAUCCCAAUCACCGAGGACCUGUUCCGACGAGGCUAGUGGCAGAAUAUUGUUGGCUCCUUAAUGACAUUGAUAUGAUCGAUCUUGAAGCCAAUUUGGGAACGGGGGCAGCGCGCGAAGAGGCUUUGGAUCGGGGCAUUGGCAGAUCGAUCAGCAUUCGCGUGGGAUCUAAGCCUUUUACAUACCGUCAUGAGAAUGUUUCAACAAAACAGGAACUUCUGGCCACUUUCCGCAAAACCGUUGAGGAUUUGCGCCGAACGAUGCGCUCGGAGACAGAGGCGGCUAGUAAGCCCUUAGAAGCAUAUGGAUACUUGGCCGGUCGGCACAUUUCCCUUUCGAAGAAGCCCGAUUCAUUUGACCUGUCUGAUACUCCAAGGGACAAAUCCGAUGUACGCAUCGAUGUGGACGGUAAACAACAGAACCUUCGUUGGGUUGAGGGACAGAUUGACGAGCUUGAUAUUGAUAUCGCCUUGCAGCGAUUUGAGGGUUCUGUGGCCAGCAUUGAGCGACUACGCAAAUUAGCAAAGGGUCUCAAGGGCAAUACUAUCGCACAAGACGUCAUCAAUUUCAAGGUUGAUGGCCGAGCGACUCGGCUGGCUGGCAUUCUCUCGCGAGCAUUAGUCGAUAAACACUCAUUCCCGACGGCUACCAAGACUCACGUCACUUGGUUGACGCGUUUAGGAUUCGAGGACCAGGCGCGUGAGACUUACCUGAAGGCCCGUUCCGACGUUAUUGGCCAACGCAUCCGCGCCUGUAUAUUUGAAGGCGACCUACCACUCUACAUCUUCCAGAUCUCCUACGUCUAUUUCACCCUGAUCAAAAACACCAUCGGUAUCUAUCAACAAUGCUUCCCCAGUGUCAUGAGCAGUGCCUGCAUUCGCUGGGCCAAGCAUCACCUUGACGGAUUCAAUGCCCUGCUCAUCCGACAACUCAGCAGCGUACAGCGUGGUACAUCGGUUUGGCAGAAGUGCCUUGACAUCGUGCACGAACAUGCCGCUCUAUUGAUGGAAGUUGGCGUAGAUUUCACAGACCUGGUAGCUCGUGGGCUGGAAGGGAAUGGCGAGGGUUCUUUUGAGGGGCCACGCACCGUCCAACCGGGCGAGCUAGCACCAGCGCCAUCCCCAAUAGGCAUGUUGUAG